GAAGGGGAAAACGGCAACAAAAGGGACUCCGACAUGCGGUGCAGAAAGUGAAAACGCGAGAAAAGCGCCCGUCCUUUCUCGUUCCCUUCCGUGCAGUUGCAAGUGUUGCCACGCCGCGCCGCGACACACCACGCAGGAGGCAGCGAGCGCAAUAAUGCGCACGCAGAGGAGCACAGCGGCGUCACUGCUGCGGCAGUAAUGGCCGCCUGGUUCCACUUCCACCACGGUGUGCACUAGCGCUACACCGAGGCCACCUUUUCUUGGUUCCUUCAACACGCCUACUCCGGCCUCCGGAUCGGGCACCACGUCUGCCCCCUGCUCCCGGAAUCUUUGCCAAGCGGCGCCGCUACUGUCCGGCAAGGCGACCCCGUCUCUCGGCCGGCGUUGAUCUGUUUUGUGCCGGUGCUAACGGAAACCGGAAAGUUUGCGUCUUUAUGUUACUGUGGUUGAGGCGGGCGGAGUGGCGGCGCGAUGGGCAUCUCGGCGAGGUGGCUCAAGUCGUUAGUUGGGUUGAGGAAGGUGGGGCGGCAGCAGCAGCAGCGGCGAAAGGAUGAUGCAGAUGUUGGUCGAAUGAAAACCGAUGUCGCCGACCAGUUUCAUUUUCAGAUUCAGCACUCUCAAGAUGACAAUAGCAUUGCUGCACAAGAAAUUCCAGAGGUUUCUUAUGGAAAUGAUCCACCUGAAGAUGAUUCUAAUGUACCUUCAUGCUUCGAGCCUGCUCGUAGUUCAGCUCAUAUGCCAUUUUGUCAAACUGAAGAAGCCCAGAAAGAGAUCUGGGCUGCUACAAUUAUUCAGACAGCAUUUAGAGCUUUCCUGUUCCCACUUGGGUUUCUUCUUCAGGCAAGGAGAGCCCGCCGAGCUUUAAAAGGGUUGGUUAGGCUUCAAGCCCUUGUAAGAGGUCAUAUAGUAAGAAAGCGAGCAGCUACGACACUCCGUUGUAUGCAAGCUUUGGUCAGGGUUCAGGCCCGUGUUAGAGCAAGGCGAGUUCGCAUGGCUUUGGAAAACCAGACUGAUCGGCAAAAUACUUCACCAGAGCACACGAUCGAGGCACGUGUCAGAGAAAUCGAGGAUGGCUGGUGUGAUAGUAUCGGUUCUGUGGGAGAUAUCCAAGCAAAACUUCUAAAGAGGCAGGAAGCGGCAGCUAAACGUGAGCGAGCCAUGGCCUAUGCUCUAGCUCAUCAGUGGCAGGCAAGUUCAAGACAACCUACAGCAUUUGAACCUGACAAGAACAGCUGGGGCUGGAAUUGGCUAGAGAGAUGGAUGGCUGUUCGGCCUUGGGAGAGUCGGUUCCUUGGCACUUACGGGACAGAUGGGAUUUUUGUAGUUAAUGAAACCAGACAACCUGACAGAAGUGCAACCAAGACCCCAUACAGAAAACCUGUUAAAAAGCAUGAUUCAACCCUUCAAUCAAACAUGUUGAACCAGAAGGUCUUCCCAUCAAACUCAGAGGGUGGUGGCUCCUCGACAAAUCGAUCAAGUGGUUUGGUAUCAACUAAAUCUAGACUGAAGGUUUUACCCAGAGAAGGUUCUGAGGAAGCCUCAUCUCAUCCUUCAGUAAUUGUGCGGUCCACUAGUAAUCCGAAGGAGAGGAUUUCCAGUAUUAAUUCAAAGGAGAGGACUGGGGACUUGGAUUUUCAAGUUCAUAAAAGAUCCUCCUUGCCUGGCAUUGGUCCAGAAGCUGGCAAACACCUGACAAAGAAAGGCAUGGUUAACCGAUCCCUGAAGGCCACAAAAGAUUCCCAAAUACUGGGGUCAAGGCAUCAUCUUGCCAGUUCCAUUGAUCCAGUUCCCACCAGAGUUGAACUGGAGACUUGAGAAGGCAUGUUAUGCUCGAACAUCGCCAUGGAUUGCACCUAGCAGCUUGGAUGCCGUUCAUGCCUCAAUGGCUGCAUGAAUGUGUCGCAACAUCUAUGUUAUACUGGUGGUGGCGGUUUUCGAGUUUCGACACCAUAUAUGUAGGCUCAUUUCAUGAGAUAAAAUCAGAUGCAUGUGAGCAUGUCCAUAUAUGUUAAGAGGAUUACCAUUGGUUUUAUUGUUGUAUUUGUAAGUUGCCGUUAGGAGGUGUAAAUUUGUGUCGUCGAGUGGUACUUAUUAUGUGUUGUCGUAUAGUUGUGACUCGAAGGUUAAAGGUGGUUUUGGUUCUACUGCGAAGUGUGAACUGUAGUGAGCUGUGUUCUGUAAAAAAAUAAAGUUGUUGUGAUUUGUCUACUGUAAAAAAAAUGGAAGUAACUUGGUUCAAGCUGCCGUGAAAAUGUAGAUUUUAUAUGAUU
This is a messenger RNA of Zea mays, 2270 nucleotides long. RefSeq names its product calmodulin binding protein. NCBI's taxonomy places the organism in Eukaryota, Viridiplantae, Streptophyta, Magnoliopsida, Poales, Poaceae. The record is from RefSeq and is a predicted model, not a curated record. The transcript has 7 exons. Bases 472 to 1815 code for a protein of 447 amino acids. Gene Ontology annotation, molecular function: protein binding.